Messenger RNA from Fusarium redolens, 756 nucleotides. RefSeq names its product necrosis inducing protein-domain-containing protein. The record is from RefSeq and is a predicted model, not a curated record. Lineage: Eukaryota; Fungi; Ascomycota; Sordariomycetes; Hypocreales; Nectriaceae. The transcript is spliced from 2 exons. Bases 1 to 756 code for a protein of 251 amino acids.
AUGCGCACUUCAUACCUAGGCUCUGCCCUCCUGGCUAUUGCUGAAGUCGUUUUGGCUUACUCUAGCCCGAUCUUAAGGGACAAUGACGUCUUCCGGCGCGAUGUUCUGACAAAGCUACCCAGAAAUGCCGAUGAAAAUAGUCUCAGAUUCCAACCGGCUCUCGAUUUCGAUAAGGAUAGCUGCUACAAUACUGCCGCUGUUGAUGUGCAGGGAAACCUCAAUCCAGGUCUACCAAACAAGGGUAGCCCUUCCGCUGGCUGUCGUGAUAUCUCACGGCUUGACAAUGCGAACGUAUAUUCCAGAAGUCGUUGCAAUAAUGGCUGGUGCGCUUACAUAACAGGCCGAGGCACAGGUGGUCAUGUCCAUGAUUGGGAAAAUGUUGUUGUCUUUGUGCAAAAUAACAAGAGGAUUGCCCGUGUUGCACCGUCGGCGCAUGGAGAGUACAAGGGGGCUACUAAUAAUCCUGUGCUUGAUGGUGAUCAUCCGCUUAUCGUCUACCAUAAGAAUGGUCUAAGCACGCAUGCCUUUCGUAUCGCUAAGGAGGAAGAGCGGUACGAUGUUGAGAAUGAUUUCGGAUGGUGGCAGAUUGCUGAUCUGGUUGCCUGGGAUGGUUAUCCCAGCGGCUUUGUUCAAGAGCAACUGACACAUCACGACUUUGGAAAGGCAACGAUUAAGCUGGUCGACAGCCGGUUCGGUGAUAAUUUAAAGAAAGCUGCAGGUGAUUCCAUUCCUGGGUUCGACCCAUACCAGGGUUAA